This is a messenger RNA of Lagenorhynchus albirostris (white-beaked dolphin), 1813 nucleotides long. It is a transcript of the gene DDB2, whose product is annotated as damage specific DNA binding protein 2. The coding region runs from base 183 to 1463 and encodes 426 amino acids. Gene Ontology annotation, biological process: DNA repair; response to UV. Gene Ontology annotation, molecular function: damaged DNA binding; protein binding. NCBI's taxonomy places the organism in Eukaryota, Metazoa, Chordata, Mammalia, Artiodactyla, Delphinidae. Gene Ontology annotation, cellular component: nucleus; Cul4-RING E3 ubiquitin ligase complex. The transcript has 10 exons. The record is from RefSeq and is a predicted model, not a curated record.
CCCAUCUCUCCGCGCGCGCCCCCGCCUUGCCGGUGAGCCUGUUUGGCGGGAAGUUGGCUUAGUUGGCCUACCUGUGGCUCAGCGGGUUCUGUGGUCCCCGCCUUGUUUUUCCCAAGAAGCUUCUCAAUCUUUCGUCGGUCAUCUCGGCAUAAGGCAUAGUACCCCUUCGCACGGAGGACGCCAUGGCUCCCAGGAAACGCCCAGAAACCCAGAAGACCCCCGAGGUGGUUGUGCGCCCCAAGAGCAAGAGGAACAGAAGCCCCUGGGAGCUGGAGCCCGAGGCCAAGAAGCUCUGUUUGAAGGGCCCCGGUCCUAGCAGAAGAUUUGACUCAGGCUGCCUUUGGGCGGGGUUGGCUAGCCUGCGGGUCCCGCCACCAUGCAGCAUCGUCAGGGCCCUCCACCGGCAUAAGCUGGGCACAGCUGCCUGGCCAUCACUACAGCAGGGUCUCCAGCAGUCCUUUUUGAACUCUCUGGCUUCUUACCGGAUAUUCCAAAAGGCUGCCCCUUUUGACAGGAGGGCCACAUCCCUGGCGUGGCACCCAACUCACCCCAGCACCCUGGCUGUGGGUUCCAAAGGGGGAGAUAUCUUGCUCUGGAACUUUGGCAUAAAGGACAAACCCACCUUCAUUAAAGGGAUUGGAGCUGGAGGGAGCAUCACUGGGCUGAAGUUUAACCCUCUCAAUACCAACCAGUUUUUCACCUCCUCAAUGGAGGGAACAACUAGGCUGCAAGACUUUAAAGGCAACACUCUCCGAGUUUUUGCCAGCUCAGGCACCUGCAACUUCUGGUUUUGCAGCCUGGAUGUGUCUGUCAGAAGCCGAGUGGUGGUCACAGGAGAUAACGUGGGGAACGUGAUCCUGCUGAACAUGGACGGCAGGGAGCUUUGGAAUCUGAGAAUGCACAAAAAGAAAGUGACCCACGUGGCCUUGAACCCGUGCUGUGAUUGGUUCCUGGCCACAGCCUCCGUAGAUCAAACAGUGAAAAUCUGGGACCUGCGCCAGGUUAGAGGGAAAUCCAGCUUUCUCUACUCGCUGCUGCACAGGCAUCCCGUCAACGCAGCUCAUUUCAGUCCCGACGGUGCCCAGCUCCUGACCACUGACCAGAAGAGUGAGAUCCGUGUUUACUCUGCCUCCCAGUGGGACUGCCCCCCAAGCCUGAUCCCACACCCUCAUCGCCACUUUCAGCACCUGACACCCAUCAAGGCAACCUGGCAUCCUCGGUACAACCUCAUUGUCGUGGGCCGAUACCCAGAUCCUAAUUUCAAAAGUUGUACCUCCCAUGAAUUAAGGACGAUCGAUGUGUUUGACGGAAGCUCAGGAAAGAUGAUGUAUCAGCUGUAUGACCCAGAAUCUUCUGGUAUCAUGUCGCUCAAUGAGUUCAAUCCCAUGGGGGACACACUGGCCUCUGUGAUGGGUUAUCACAUUCUCAUUUGGAGCCAGGAGGAAGCUGGGAAGCGUAAAUGAGAGACAUUAAUGAAGGUGGGGGCCAAGCAAGGGCUUGGAGCCCCAUGGGAACAAGUUCUGCGAGAAGAGGCGGCUUUGUGUUAAAGGGCCAGAGGUAUCCGAGUCCUUAGGGUUGGAGCAGGGGCACUGGGACUGCGACACUGGGACUGGGACACUGGCAUGUACUGUUCUGGACGUAGCUCCAGAAACUCCAGAGUUGGCGACCCAGCUGCCCCAAGGGUCCUUGCUAUAUCUAGCCUGGAGCCAAGCUUCUCUUUUCUCCUCUCUGACAUGCAGUGGCAGAGGAUCAGGUAGUGGUUUUCGAUUUGUGUUCACUAUUCACAUGGCCAAUAAAACCAUACCCGACUGAG